AUGCCUAACGACGAUUCCAAUCCGAACUUCAGACGUCUAACGAAAGAGUCACUGCGUAAGCUAGAGCUUAGACACAAUGGGCCGAAGCCGGAGCGGGCAUUCAGCCGUCUCAGCCUUAUGUCAGAUCCGGAAGAAGAUGAAGAGGCUCUAGCCACCGGAAAGGUGUAUGACACCGAUCUUCUCGAAGGCAAACCACUUCCAGAUCACCUGGGCACUUUCCCAAAAUCACUUUAUGGGAAACCAAUUGAAGAACUUGAUGCUGUUAGACAAGAUGAGCGGACAUUCUGCCUAGUUGGUAGACGGUUCGGUAAGACCAAUCUCUUCAGGUUCAGCUCCACCAAAUCUCUACACCUGCUGACACCACUGAAUCCCCUCCGGAAAGCAAUGCUCUUUCUUCUAACGAACCAAUUCUUUGAUGUACUAGUCAUCCUCACCAUUUUAGUGAACUGUGGCUUCCUAGCAAUGGAUGCGCCUCGGUUUGAUAGCAGCGACGAGAUCGUGUUUACAGCAAUAUAUUCCACAGAGAUGAUCGUCAAAAUAAUCGCCAGGGGAUUUGUACUGCAGAAGCAUACAUAUCUACGAGAUCCCUGGAACUGGUUGGACUUUAGUGUCAUUCUUCUUGCGUACGUGACAUUCUUCCUUGGUUUUUUAAAUGUACCAGUCGGCAACCUCUCCGGUCUUCGAACAUUUAGAGUGUUAAGAGCUCUCAAAACCAUCUCUGUUAUCCCUGGUCUUAAGAGCAUCAUCAACGCCUUACUACGAUCGUUGAAGAUGUUAGGGGAGGUGUUGUUAUUGACUUUCUUUGGACUUGCCAUCUUCGCCCUGCUUUCCUUGCAACUCUACAUGGGAGUUCUACACAACAAAUGCGUUGUGGACUAUAAUAUCACUGUUUUCAACGACACUGAGGAGGACUGGUAUAACUUUGUGCAAAAUUCAACGAACUGGUACUAUUGGGACGGUGAGCCAAGGGUGUGCAGUAAUAUAUCUGGCCCAGGUCCAUGUCCUGAGAACUAUACGUGUCUAAAGGACAUUGGGCCCAACCCUAACGGCGGAUACACAGGCUUCGACAACAUUGGGAUGUCUUUACUUACGUGCUUCCAAGUCGUUACAUUGGACUUUUGGGAAGACGUCUAUAAUUUGAUUAUUCGUGCGACUGGUCCAUUGAGCAUGCUAUUCUUCUUCAUUACCGUCAUGUUUGGAUCAUUUUAUUUGGUUAAUCUCAUGCUGGCAGUGGUAUCUCUGGCAUACACAGAGGAGAUGGAAAACCAGGGAAAGGAAAAAGCGUUGAAAGCACAGCAGAUUCGCGAAAACGUUCUCAGUAUGGACGCUGAGAAACUAAAGAAGCUGGCAGAGAAGAAACGAAAGCGGAAAGAGAGACGGGAAAAAUUGCGCCAAUUACAGUUGAAGCAGCUUCAAGAAAACGAUGCAGGGCAAAUUAGCCAGUCUAACCAGGCAUUCGUCGACAUUGAGAAGAUGGAUAAUGGCAGUGACAGCACAUCUAAGGUUUCUCAGAAAACUGAGGGUGGUGAUGCCACAGAAGAAUCCCCAGACACUAGUAAGGAGGAAUCUAAGAGUCAGGCGGACAAUGAUGACGAUGAAAACAUGACUAUUCAAAAUCCAGACGAGACUGAUGACGGAUCAAACGAGCCGGUACCAUGCUGCCCCCGUCAGAAACGAUGCCGUCGCUGUCUGAUUCCUCGGAGCGUCUAUCGCGCCUACAAGAAACUCCAGUACUACGCCGCACUCUUCGUGCUUGACCCCGUUAUGGAUUUGUUUAUCACAUUCUGCAUUUUACUUAAUACCGCUUUCCUGGCCAUGGAUCAUCACAUGAUUUCUUCUACAUGGGAAACGGUGCUUGACAUAGGAAAUAGGGUGUUCACUGCAAUUUUCACCAUUGAGUGCGUACUGAAGCUGAUCAGCUUAAAUGCGAAAUUUUUCAAGACCGGUUGGAACAUCUUUGAUCUCAUCAUUGUCGUCUGCAGUUUGGUUGAGCUAGGAUUACAGGGUGUUCAAGGCCUGUCCAUCUUGAGAACAUUUAGACUUCUUCGUGUGCUGAAACUUGCUCAGUCUUGGACCACAAUGCGCAUGCUCAUUUCCAUCAUCGGCAACACCAUGGGGGCCCUAGGCAACGUAUCUUUCGUCUUGCUUAUCAUUGUCUACAUCUUUGCUAUCAUGGGCAUGCAGCUGCUCGGCAAAAAUUACACCGAGGAGUUCUUCGGUGAAGGCAACUUACCACGCUGGCACUUCAGGGAUUUUACCCAUUCCCUGUUGCUAAUUUUCCGCAUCCUUUGUGGUGAAUGGAUUGAGCCGUUGUAUGACUGUAUGGAUUGCUCUGAUCAGGCAACUUGUAUUCUCAUAUUCACGUCUUCAUACAUGGUGGGAAAUGUGAUGAUACUGAAUUUGUUCCUUGCUCUUCUCUUGAACUCCUUCGCCUCGGACACUCUACAGAAGGAAGAAACGGAAGAAACACGCCUUGGCCAAGGCGUUGCCAAGGUCAAACGCUGGGCUAAAGCCCUUUUCCGAAUGUGUUGUUGCAAGUUUCGCCGAUCCACUAAAGUAGGAGUUGAGGAGAAGGAGAUGAAGGACUCGAAACUGAAUGAAACUAAUGUUACCGGUGUGGAAUUGGAACCUGUGUCAAGUCGGCGGAAUACAUUGGUAGCUGUGCUUCCUUAUCAGAACGGCUCGAUACACAACGGCUCUAUCAACGGAUCUGUACAUGGCAUGCCACGUAACGGCUCAAUACACACGUCCAGAGCAGCCUCGCCGUUCACUACUACCAACACGCUCAUCCCAAACGGCAACUACUUAGAGGCUGGUAGUAGGAAUGGCAGUGCAGUAAGUCUACGGCAUCGUCCAACUUCACACACUGCGCUCUCAUCUUCGGUUGUCAAUUCUAACGACAAGACGUGCGAGCGUCCAGGAAUAACAGUGGUCAAUAACACAGACUCAGAGACAGGAGAGGAGGAAACGGCCCGUGUAGUGCAAGGUUCAAUGUUGAUAGUCCAAAGCAGGCCCACUAGUUCUAUGCAGAAGGAUGCACUGGUUGAAGUUGGGAUAAUAGAAGACCCGGUGCACGAUUGUUGCCCGCAGGUGUGCACCGCAUUUUGCAGUAGGAAAUGUCCGUGCACUUUCUACCGUUCCCCAGAGUCAUCUGCCUCCUACUCCGUGUGGAGGCGCUUCAGGGAGUUAGUCUGCACAGUCGUAGAAAACAGAUUCUUUGAGUGGUUCAUUCUUCUAAUUAUUCUUGUCAGCACAAUUACGCUGGUAUUUGAGGAUAUUCAUCUCCCAAGUAAUCCCGGCAUGCAAGAGGUGUUAGCCAUUUGUAACGUGGUCUUUGCGAUUAUCUUCGUCAUCGAAAUGUUGUUAAAAUGGAUAGCAAUAGGAUAUGUGAAGUACUUCACAAACUUCUGGUGUUGGCUUGAUUUUGUCAUCGUUGUUAUUGCCAUUAUGAGCUUGAUAUUGGACGCCGUCGGCCUGUCUGGUAUUGGAGCAUUCAGGGCUUUACGAACACUUCGAGCACUACGACCUCUAAGAGCAAUUUCACGCUGGCAAGGAAUCAAGAUCGUGGUAAAUGCACUGGCUCAUGCCAUUCCAGCCAUCGUCAAUGUUGUACUCGUUUGCGUGGUAUUCUGGCUUAUCUUCAGCAUUAUGGGGGUUCAGUUCUUCAAAGGAACCUUCUCAAAAUGUGUCGACGAAGACGGGAACAAGAUCAGCAUCGACGUUGUAAACAACUUCUCAGAUUGCAUAAGCCUCAACUAUACAUGGGAAUCCAAUAAGAUCAACUUUGACAACGUCAUGAAUGGUUACUUGGCGCUUUUCCAAGUGGCAACAUUUGAAGGCUGGCAGGAAGUGAUUGAGGACGCCGUAGAUAACAGAGGGGUGGAUAUGCAACCACACUUUGAAGCUAGUUUGAUAUCCUAUGUUUUCUUUGUCAUCUUCAUCUUUUUCGGAUCGUUCUUCACACUCAAUCUGUUCAUUGGAGUCAUCAUCGAAAAUUUCAACCAGCUCAAGAGGAAGUAUGAAGGUGACAGCUCGUUCGGUUUAUUUCUAACGAGCAAUCAGAAGAACUACUACCAGACCAUGAGGCGCAUUGGUAACCAGAAACCGACGAAGCAGAUCAAGCAACCAACGAAUAAGAUUCAAGCCUUCUUCUUCAAACUGACAAGCAACACAAAGUUUGAAAUGUUCAUCGUGUUUGUCAUCUUAUGCAACAUGAUUACCAUGUCAGUAGACCACUACAAGCAGUCUCAGGAGGUUACAAGAAUACUGGAUGCUUUAAAUAUUGUCUUCACUUCAAUCUUCACCUUGGAGAUGAUUUUGAAGUUGAUUGGCUUGCGCCUCCAUUACUUCCGGGUGCCUUGGAAUAUCUUUGAUUUUAUCGUGGUGACUCUUUCCAUACUUGGCAUUAUCUUGAGUGACAUCCUGACGGACCUGAUCAACCCAACACUACUCCGUGUUCUGCGAUUGUUUCGAAUUGGUCGAGUUCUCCGCCUCGUCAAAGCUGCUAAAGGGAUCCGAAAACUCCUCUUUGCCCUCGCCGUGUCAAUGCCGGCCCUUAUCAACAUUGGGGCGCUGCUGUUCCUUGUCAUCUUCAUCUUUGCAAUUAUUGGGAUGUCUCAAUUCGCAUACGUCAAGCACGACGGUGCCUUGGAUGAUGUUGUUAAUUUUGAAACAUGGAUAAACAGCAUGUUGUUGCUGUUUCGGUUGUCCACCUCAGCUGGUUGGAAUGAUGUAUUAUAUCCUUUAAUGACAGCCCCGCCCGAGUGCGACGAUACCUACAUGGGCUACCCGAAUGGGAAUUGUGGUAGCUAUAUAUUUGCUUCGCUUUUCUUCUUUAUCUUCCUCACGAUAAACUUCUUGAUGAUAAUCAACAUGUACAUAGCUGUUAUUCUGGAAAAUUUCAGCCAGGCCCACGCACUGGAGGAAGUUGGAAUAACGGAGGACGAUUUUGGAAUGUUCUAUCAAGUCUGGCAGCGUUUUGAUCCAAAUGCCACGCAGUUCAUUAUGUAUGACCAGUUGUCCGAUUUUUGUGACGCAUUGGAGCAGCCCUUACGGCUUGAGAAGCCAAAUAACAUCAAGAUUGCCGGACUUGAACUUCCAAUAUAUGAUGACAUCAAAUUGCAUUGUUUAGAUGUGCUAUUCGCCCUCACAAAGAGAGUCAUUGGGGACGUCGAAGAGAGCGACGAAUUUAAAGAGUUACAAAAAUCGAUGCAGGAAAAAUUUCAGGACUCUUUCCCAGAUAGGACAAAGUCAGAGCCGACCACAACCACUCUGCAGAUAAAAAAGCGAGGUACAGCUGCCAAGAAGAUUCAAAGAGCAUUCAGGCGAUAUAGACUAAUGGUUGAAAUGCGAAAGGCAUCAACUGCCUACAGGGCCAAACAGAGUAUGGAAGGGUCCAGAAGAAAUUCGGAGAGUCAGACGCUAGACCUUGACUGUAGUAUUAACAGUCAAACGUUCGGCCAGACUCUCACAGUUCCUGCCCAAACAGGCUUAAAUAGAAGCAGAACUCCUACGAUUCCCGAGGAUUGCUCAAAUGCACACAGUGACAAAAGGGACGUGACUGUUUAUCGCGUAGAAGACACUGAAGACGAUGUGCCAACAAUCGACGCGACUGUAGAAAUCGUUGGGAGUUCUUCUCUUCCGGAAGAAAGAGACUCUAAUAUUUGAGUCUGGCACCUGGAGGCCACUUAUUGUAAUUUUGUAUAUGUUUAUAUGUAUAGUUGCUUUUUGUGAGUAAAAAAAUGAAUGAAAAUAAUUACAGCUGAAAAAUGCAUGGAUUACCAAAACAAUCCAGGUACUACAAUAAAUGCCAUGAACAAAAGAUACAUGUACUAAUCCCACGAUUGUGCAAUGUAUUUAUAAUGCAUUGCCUUUAGCAUAAACGAGUUGACUGAGAAAUCGGUAACUCAUUAUUUGGGAAGUUGAACCGCGAGCAUUAUCUGGACUAAUUUCCCACUCCAAUAACAUGGAACUCAAGAGGUAACGUUUCCACAUUGUUAUAGUUUGUACCAACUUUGUUUAAUAAACAGGCAGUAUGUGAAAUAAAAUAAAAGGGAAACCUACUAUAUCACACUUGAGAGCUUUACACAAGUAUAUCUUAAAGCCACAUUAUACUGAAUCAAACCCAAAGGGGCACUGCAACCAAACACUCUGCUAUGUGCAACGAGUUUAUAAAUUGUGUAGAAAUCUGUCAGAAAGCGAAUCUGCGGACUGGAACAUGCUUUUCAGGUGUGAUCUGUUUAACGUUUUGAUAUUAUACUGCAGUAAUGGUGUUUGUUUCUGACACAGAUUUGCGUAGGUUUUGCACCUAAAAAUAACGAAAAGUAUAACGUUAUACAGGAAAUGAUAAAAGGAAUUUAUGUUUGCCAAUGACUUAUUGCAAAUACAAAAGCUUAAAUUCUAUGAGAGAAAAAGAAAUUGAUAAUCAAACUUUACACUUAAUACAUUUGGUGUUUUAUUUUUUGCCAAGUUCAAGGACUUGGCUGUUUCAAAUUCGGGUCGCAAUUUAGUGCAUUUAACUGUAAAGAUUAUUGGGUGCGUUCGAUAAGCUUACAAGGUGUAAAUCUGGCCUGGGGAUGGCUAUGUGUGCUGUGUCAAACAAGCGAAAGGGUGGGGACGAGGUUAAACCCGAAAUAACUCGUGGAAGCUAAUCGAACGCUGCCAUAUUAUUGUAAAUUGCCUCCUUUAUUGAAUGGGUGACAUUUUUUUAUUGUAUAGCUAAAGCUGAAGAUUCGUCUUUGAAGACAUCCAAGCCGAUUUUAAUGCAAUAAUCUUUUUAAAAGUAGUUAAAGUGGAGAUUUAUGACGUUGCACAAGACAUUUUCGGUUGAGAUUAAAGUAGAUUUACUGUCUUGGAUAGGUAUGUUUACGUUUGGGGUGAACACGUAGUUCUUAUUCACAGAAAAUGGAAGGGACACACGAGUCCGAGAUUUGGCUGUGCUUGUUUGUAACGAUGAGCGAAGCUAUACUAAGGACAUUUAAUUUUUAACGAUUCUACCGUUUUACAAGUUUGCCCUAGCCAGUUUAAAAAUGGUGCCCCUGUGUCUUCCACAUUCAUCCUCAUUGUAAAGAAUUUAUAAUGAAGAGAUCCUUCA
Molecule: messenger RNA, 7093 nt
Organism: Acanthaster planci (crown-of-thorns starfish)
Lineage: Eukaryota; Metazoa; Echinodermata; Asteroidea; Valvatida; Acanthasteridae
Product: sodium channel protein 1 brain-like
Biological process (GO): membrane depolarization during action potential; neuronal action potential; sodium ion transmembrane transport
Cellular component (GO): plasma membrane; voltage-gated sodium channel complex
Molecular function (GO): voltage-gated sodium channel activity
Source: RefSeq, a predicted model, not a curated record